AUAUCCCAGAACACUGCGCUCAGAAGAGCAGGCAGGGGGAAGGGAACAGCUAAUGUGUAACUUGGUUUGGCAAUCAGACGAAUAAAAUAGGAACUCAAACUGUCAGCUGCAAUCAGACACUGAGUGCACAAAAGAGCUGGAUAUUCUUAUCCUGAGAAAGUGGAUCUAAGAGAGACUUUGAGUGAUAAUCUUUGCUCCAUAUGUUGUCAUUGGCAAUGGCUGCUCCUUUACAAGCCUCAGACUCCCAUAAGGCUGAUUCUUCAUCUUCUUAAUCUGAUAACAGGCAUAGUUGAAACAGUAGGCAAACAUGAACCCAGGAGUGAGUUUGCUGUGCAUCCUUGUGUGUGCUAUCUCCAUUGGUUGUGAUCGGGUGUAUGUUCACCCCUUCCAUCUCUUUGCAUACAACCAAGAGAGCUGCAAGGGACUGGAAGACAAGGAACGACUGGAGAAAACCUUUGUUCCCAUCUCAAUUGAAUCUCCCAUCACCCCGGCAUAUGAAGAAAGUGUCAGGAACAAGAGUGAGGAGGAACCACACAUUUUAGGAGUGGACUAUUUAAAAGACUCCGCCUACGUGCUUGGGGCACGUAUCUAUAGAAAGCUGAUGGAAAUGCACACGGGGGAAAAUAUUCUUCUGUCUCCCACAAGCAUAUACCAGUCCCUUCUCAUCUUCUACUUAGGGGCUUCUGGACACACAGCAAGUGAACUGCAGAGUCUGUUAGGAUUUGACUUCCCCUCAAUUAGUCAAGAUUGCACGUCCAAAAUUGAUGGGCACAAAAUCCUUCCUGUCCUGAGGACCAUCAGCAAUCCCAGUGGGGUGGAUGAGUUGCUUUUUACCAAGCUUUUCUGCCUUUUUUCUGCUCCUAGUGUCCAUUUAUCUGAAUUUUUUGUCCAUGAAUUAACCUUUGCUGACAUUAAUUUCUAUGUACGAGCCAUUGACUUUACAAAUCCCUCUCGAGUAGGAGAACAAAUUGACGCUUUUGUCAAAACCAAAAAUGCGCACCCGGGCAAGUCCUCGAUAACAGACAUUGAUCCAGCAAGCAACUUGUUGUUUGCAACCUAUACUCAAUUCAAAGCCAUUGUGAAGGGAGCCUCACUUCUGAAUGAGCCUCAGGAAUUCUGGACCAAUUCAGAAACAAAGAUCUUAGUGCCUAUGAUGAGAGUCACUGGAAACUUUGAGCAUAAAUUUGACAGUAACCUGAAUCUGUCCGUCAUUAAAAUCGCUGUCAGUGAGAGCAUCGUUCUGCUGCUAUUACAGCCCAUCAACAAUGAAGACCUGACCAGUGCUGAGGCCCAGUAUUCUUUGCAGCCUUCUUAUCUGUGGCUGCAAAAAUUGUCACUGAGACGAAUCAACUUAACUUUGCCAAAGUUAUCCUUUGAAAGUGUUUAUAACCUUCAGGACCCCCUUAAUAAAAUGGGCCUACCUGAACUGCUGGGAAAGAAUGCUAACUUCAGUAUAAUGAGUGAUGUUAACCUGAAUGUUAGAAAGAUUAUAAAUCAGCAACUGUUUGAACUCCAUCCUGGUGAAGCAGAUCAAGCCGAAAACCCCACAGAACAAAAUGAAGACACUGAGACCCUCAGCAUAGCACUGAACAAGCCUUUCCUGAUAGCAGUGCAUGUAAAAGAGUCCAACGCUUUGCUGUAUUUUGGUAGAGUGGUGAACCCAUUGCAAUGAGCAUAAAUUUCACAUUAAUAUGAUUUCCCUGACUUUCUUCAGUAUUUUCCCUUUGUAAUUGUUUUUAUUGCCAUGUUGAACUGUCAUUUGACAUUUUGGAAUAAACCUGACAUGUUGUUCAAACCUA
Sphaerodactylus townsendi is the source of this 1799-nucleotide messenger RNA. RefSeq names its product angiotensinogen (gene AGT). The transcript has 6 exons. Gene Ontology annotation, biological process: regulation of systemic arterial blood pressure by renin-angiotensin. Gene Ontology annotation, molecular function: serine-type endopeptidase inhibitor activity. The record is from RefSeq and is a predicted model, not a curated record. Lineage: Eukaryota; Metazoa; Chordata; Lepidosauria; Squamata; Sphaerodactylidae. The coding region runs from base 308 to 1672 and encodes 454 amino acids.